AUGGACCUGAUACAACAUGGAUCCGUAAAAUAUCAGGUUUCUGCACAGUUAGAUUACGAGGACUUUGAAGAUUACGUCCAGUAUUCUGAAAAUAAUGUUAAUAAUAACUUCUUGGAAGAGAAUGAGAAAAUAGAAGAUCAUUUUAUCAACAGAGUCAAAAGAUACGAAGAUAUUCGUGCUAAACUUCAAACCCUUAAUCCAGAAAAAACGAUAUUGAUAAAAGAUGCACUAUACAAAUAUUUAGUCGGUCACAGUAAUGAAAAUGACCUUAAGAGUUCGUUAUCAGAAGUUUUACAAAAUCAAAAUGAGGUAUCAAAUUCAGUAAGGAAUAAACAACAGUCAAAAUAUAAUUUCUUUGAUAGUAAUGUUGAUCAAGAGUUAAAUUCCACCUGGAUUGAUAUCGAUUUAGAAUCUGAAGAAAGAAAUUAUACUGGAGUUAUACCCAUCUUUAAGGAGACAAAGACAAACCCAGAGCCUCUAGACAACGCUACAUCAUUAUUAAUUAUGAACGAUACAAUAUACCGUAGUGAUUCUAUACCACACAUCACACUUGCUACAAUUCCUGCAAAUAUAACCAAUUUUAGUGAUACAAAAACGCCGUUCCCUGAAACAACAACUUGUUGCAAAGAAUCAACUAACGAUAUAUACGUAGGAAUAUCACAGUUGGCAGCCAAUGAAUACAAACCUACUUAUAGGGAGUUUAAUGAUGAAGUACCAAGUACUGCACAUCCAGAAAAUAUUAACAGAACAAUAGAUACAUCUCUUGUAUCAUUUCACGAAAAACCUGUUAUGAAUGCUAUUUCAAUGGCCUAUGACAUAAUUGAAGCUUUAAAAGUAGUACCAUUGGCACAGAAAAAUAUAACCCACUCAAAAUUAUUAACUAGGUCAUUUGAAGAAAAAGGUGAAAGACAAGAAGAAAAGAAAGAUGUGAUUGACGUUUCAAAAUUUUUAGAUUUGAUAUCAAACAUAAGUGACGCAAAUUUGUCGCAGAAUUAUCGUAGAGCGUCUCAAAGUUCUGCACCGUCAUGUUCAUACAUGUAUCCUCCUAAUUACGGAACGUCACCAAAGGAUGAGUUUGCUGAUUACGACGCUAACUAUACUGGCACAUUGGUGACCAAGUGCUAUGUUUGCGGAUUAGAAGAGAAAAAGAUUCCUCGUAAUACACAUUGUGCAGAUGCUUUCUCAGACGACCAUUCGUACAGGAAAUAUAUGUACAAAUUUCAGAAGUAUUGCCGCUAUUAUGAACACGUGAAAAAUUAUUGUGUCACUUCACACGACCAAAAGUCGAUAUGGGGACACUUUACUGGAGGGUGCUCUUGGCGCAUGAUAGACAUUAGUGAUAUCUACACACAAAGGACCUGCAGGAGUCGCCAGAAACCCAUCAUGGGCCGACACUUUGCAAGUCAUCGAAUGGCCAAACUCGAACUGACUCUUGCUGGUAUGGAAGACGGUUGUAUUACGAGUCCAAGCGCGUCGCUGGUGCCUCUGUCACGCAGCGUUUCUCUGUACGCUCGUUUCAUUGCUUGUGUGUGUACAGGAGAUUUCUGCAAUGCUGAAGAUCAUUUUAUCAACAGAGUCAAAAGAUACGAAGAUAUUCGUGCUAAACUUCAAACCCUUAAUCCAGAACAAACGAUAUUGAUAAAAGAUGCACUAUACAAAUAUUUAGUCGGUCACAGUAAUGAAAAUGACCUUAAGAGUUCGUUAUCAGAAGUUUUACAAAAUCAAAAUGAGGUAUCAAAUUCAGUAAGGAAUAAACAACAGUCAAAAUAUAAUUUCUUUGAUAGUAAUGUUGAUCAAGAGUUAAAUUCCACCUGGAUUGAUAUCGAUUUAGAAUCUGAAGAAAGAAAUUAUACUGGAAUUAUACCCAUCUUUAAGGAGACAAAGACAAACCCAAAGCCUCUAGACAACGCUACAUCAUUAUUAAUUAUGAACGAUACAAUAUACCGUAGUGAUUCUAUACCACACAUCACACUUGCUAUAAUUCCUGCAAGUAUAACCAAUUUUAGUGAUACAAAAACGCCGUUCCCUGAAACAACAACUUGUUGCAAAGAAUCAACUAAUGAUAUAUACGUAGGAAUAUCACAGUUGGCAGCCAAUGAACACAUACCUACUUAUAGGGAGUUUAAUGAUGAAGUACCAAGUACUGCACAUCCAGAAAAUAUUAACAGAACAAUAGAUACAUCUCUUGUAUCAUUUCACGAAAAACCUGUUAUGAAUGCUAUUUCAAUGGCCUAUGACAUAAUUGAAGCUUUAAAAGUAGUACCAUUGGCACAGAAAAAUAUAACCCACUCAAAAUUAUUAACUAGGUCUAAAGCCGAUCAUACAUUUGAAGAAAAAGGUGAAAGACAAGAAGAAAAGAAAGAUGUGAUCGACGUUUCAAAAUUUUUAGAUUUGAUAUCAAACAUAAGUGACGCAAAUUUGUCGCAGAAUUAUCGUAGAGCGUCUCAAAGUUCUGCACCGUCAUGUUCAUACAUGUAUCCUCCUAAUUACGGAACGUCACCAAAGGAUGAGUUUGCUGAUUACGACGCUAACUAUACUGGAACAUUGGUGACCAAGGUUCAGCGCCAAUAUAAGUGGAAAGUAAGGUCACCUGCUUGUUAUCUUUCCAACUGA
Molecule: messenger RNA, 2613 nt
Organism: Parnassius apollo (apollo)
Lineage: Eukaryota; Metazoa; Arthropoda; Insecta; Lepidoptera; Papilionidae
Source: the annotation of a GenBank genome assembly